AAGUCAUCGGCAUUGUUUCCUCCACUCCAGUUCCAGUUUCCCCCUAACAUCAGGUCAAAGUCGCUUCCACAGACCUACUAGCGAUAUUAUUUGAAAGGAUUACAGUGUCAACGGACUGAAGAUAAGUUUCCAAAUGUUGUGUUGUGUACGGACGCAGAUAAACAAUUUUUAUGUGAGUGAAAUUGUGUGACAGUAAGAUCAGGUCAGUUUAUGCACUCGGGGAGUUAACACAAUAGUAAAUAAAAUAAAACAAUUGUUUAUUGUGGCCUUCAAUGGCGCGUACUCGCGAACGAUUAUUCCGUUUUAUAUAACAUUCCGAGAAAGUGGUUUACUAUAUCGAGGCAUAUUUUGAAUAAGUGUAUUAUUUUACCGAUAUAAAGCACUUUUCCACUACGCAACCCACUCCCCAGCCGACACACAAUGAUAAUAACAUUGUGAAAGAAAAACUACUCAUCAGCUGUUAGUUAGCAGUCGACUACCACGUGUGUUAAGUGAUGUGUCGCUGUGAGUGUUCUUUACGUUGUUGUUAAGGUGUAGCGAGUGUUUAGAUUUCGAUUUUAAAUUUAAAAUGCCAGUCCGGCCUGAAAAUGAUACCACAACAGAGGUCUCUAUACCUUUGUUGGUCAAACCUGGGAAUUUGCUGCCAGCUAAGACUGAAGAAGCCAACCAGAAAUCCUCAACUAAUAAUGUUAAAAGAAACAAAAGUGUAGUCUUACUAGAACACAAAAAGAAUGAACCAAAAAUGGACAAAUGGAAACUGGUACCACCUGACGGCGGAUGGGGUUGGUUGGUACUAUUCGGAGCGACCAUGGUUAACAUAUUGGUGCCAGGAACUAUUAAAUCAUUUGGAGUCCUUUUCGUGGAGUUUCUCGAAGCGUUCGAUUCCACUCCUGCAGAAGGGAUGUGGAUUCCAGCACUAUGUUACUUUUUGUAUAGUUCGUUAGGUCCUGUUUCCAGUAUACUAUCUGUAAAAUACUCGUACAGGACAGUGACGAUAUUAGGCGGGAUAAGUGCAGCUGGUGGUAUGAUAUUAAGCUUUUGGGCAAAUUCUGUUUACUUUCUGUACGUUAGUUAUGGAGUCCUUGUAGGGAUAGGAGCAGGACUGUCAUUCCCACCAACGGUUUAUAUAGUGUGUAGCUAUUUUCUUAAAUUAAGAGGAGUAGCAAAUGGCAUUUGCAUAUCUGGUUCCGCAUUUGGAUCUAUUAUCAUUCCGCCAUUACUUCGGGUGCUUCUAGUGACGUAUGGAUAUAGAGGUGCUGUAUUAAUAAUGGGAGGAUUGACGCUUAACGUUUUUGUGGCAUCUCUCUUUUACGAUAAGGUAGAAGAACACAUGAAGAAAGAAAAAAUAGAACCUGCACAAGAAAAAGAAGACAGGCCCAAAUUUAGUAUUAGUCACGAUGAUAGUCUAACGUCUCUACAUAACAUUCCGCACAACGACUCAUUCUUAGAGCACAUAGAAAGCUCAACAGGCAAUUUUAAUCGUAGCGCUUCCAGUGUAGCUAUGCAAAACUUGAAAUCUUUGCAAAGGGAGCGAAAAAUUAGUAUGCCUCAGGGUCGCCAAGAAAUAUUAAAGGCAAAAGCUAGGGAUAGUAUUCAUAGCAAUUCUACGCUUCAUGCUGUACCAGAGAAAGGAAAUGGAAAUCCAGCGAUGGAUAUAUAUUCUCAAAGUCGUCUUCCUAGUAGUAGGCGCAGGUCAAUCGCUCCACGAAGAAGUACUUCGACCAGUUCCUUUCAGUAUGUUAGCACUCCAUACCACGGUAGUACGCUAACUCUACAACCAGAAAUAUUUGCCAGUUCGUUCAGUUUGCGUUCUACGAAAUCCAAGAAUGCAGCUGUUGCAGAAGAAGAACAACCAAAGAGACCCAAAUUGCUUGACUUAUCAUUGUUAAAAGAUCCUAUUUAUUUAGUUAUUCUUAUUUCCAAUGCCACCAAUGCUAUAAGUUAUACCAAUUUUAUCAUAUUAUUGCCUUCUUACGCUCAGACUUUAGGUUUCGAUAAAGACCAAGGAGCAAUGCUACUAUCUAUCGUAUCUGCUCUUGACUUAGUUGGUAGAAUAGGAGGAUCAGCUCUAUCAGACUUAACAUCAUUUCCCAAAUGCUUUUAUUUCGUAGGAGGACUCCUUAUUUCCGGUAUUUCCCUAGGAAUAAUGCCUUUAUUUUUAAAUUAUUGGGCUAUUGCAGCAUUCUCAGCACUUUUUGGACUAGCUUCAGGUACAUAUGUAGGUAUAACCGCAAUUGUAAUGGCAGACAUGUUGGGAGAAGAACGACUGCAAUCUACUUAUGGCAUGGGUCUAUUUGUUAAUGGUAUUUUGCAAUUAAUUGGACCUCCUUUAUGUGGUCUCUGGUAUUCUCGUGUACAAUCAUAUGUAUCUCUUUUCAUUUGUCUUGGAAUCGCCCUUUCCAUAGGAGCUAGUCUUUGGAGCAUCGUUCCAUGCAUUAAACAAAAGAAAGAGGAAGGCAAUGAAAAACCAGACGAUUUGCCGUCAUAAAGCAAUAAUUUUCAAGUUAUUAAGUACCAAUACUUUGACUAUAGAUUUAAACCAAAUCGGUAAAAUAUAAACUUACAAGAUGUGACAUCAAAAUUCUCUUCUAUUCAUAAAUCUUUGUACAAUAAUACAUAUAGGUAUAUUUUAUACAGUAUGUCCCUGUAAGUUGGAACCAUAUGGAAAACUUUUUUAUUAUUAAUUUUACGAGAAAUAGUUAUUCUUCAUAAAAAGCUCCGCAUAGUCAAAAACCUAGAAUUCAACCUUCAGAUAUCAAAUUUUAUGAAUAUUAUACAAGGUAUGUCAAAAAAUAUGAAUUUCGAUCAACAAUAAAGUAGCUCUAUUUUUCACAAUAUUGAAAAUUGUUAUGAAAAGUUGUUUGGAAUUAAGAACUCUAUUAUAAUAUGCAAUUAUGUACAUUCUUCUAAUUAAAAAAAAAUGUUUGAAAAUUUUUCUUAUAUUAUGAAUAACCAGCACUCAGUGAUUUCAAUUAAAAUAAUUAUUUUAUUACUACUUUUACGAAAAAAGGUAUUCUUUAUAAAAUGUUCUGCAUUGUCUAAAACCUAAAAUAUAACCAACCAUCUUAUAUCGAAUUUUUUCAAUUUUAUACGAGGUAUGUCAAAACAUGAAUUUCGCUUAAGAGUAAAAUACCUUUAUUUUUCACAAUAUCGAAAAUUGUGAUUAUGAAAAGUUGUUUAGAAUUAAAAACUAUGUUCCAAUAUGUAAUUACAUCCUUCUAAUUGAAAUAUUCUGAACGAUAAAACUACUUUACUCUAGAUCGAAAUUCAUCUUUUUUGACAUACCUCGUAUAAAAUUGAUAAAAUUUGAUGUAGGAUGGUUGUAUUUUAGGUUUUAUACCAUGCAGAACUUUUUAUGAAGAAUCACUUUUUUUCGUAAAAUUGAUAAUGAAAGAGUUAUCAGAAUUAAAAUACUUAACUGAAAAUAAUGUUGGUUAUCCAUAAUUUUUCAAAAAAAAAAUUCAAUUAAAAGGAUGUAAUUGCAUAUUACAAUAUAGUUCUUAAUUUCAAACAACUUUUCCUAAUAGCAAUUUUCAAUAUUUUGAAAAAUAAAGCGACUUUAGUCUUGAGCGAAAUUAAUAUUUUUUGACAUACUUCGUAUAAUAUUCAAAAAAUUUGAUAUCUGAUGGUUGAAUCUCAGAUUUUAGACCAUGUAGAGCUUUUUAUGAAGAAUAACUUUUUUUCGUAAACUUAAUAAUAAAAUGUUCCAUAUGGUUCCAACUUACAGGGAUAUACUGUAUACAUAUAUAUAUACUGCCGAGCAUCAAACUAGAGUCACCCCGUAAUUUGAAUUCAUUUUUAAAAUGAUUAUUCUUUUGUAACUAUUUUCAGUUGUAACGUUUUUUCAUCAAAGUUUAUUGACAGUAAUGAAAAUGAACAAUUUUCCUUUGAUUUCAUAAAUAUUGAAAAGGGUCAAUUUUAAUUUGAUGUGCUGUUUACUUUUAAGAUCUUCAGUAGCGAGUAUUCCUUCCUCUGGCAGUGAUAACAGCUUACAAAUGACGAGGCAUGCUUUGGAUCAGAUUUUGGAUCACAUUGUGCAGAAGAUUGUUCCAUUCCUGAACCAAUAUGUAGCGAAGCUUUCAUGUUUUCUGGGGGCCGACACAUGACUGCGUAAACGUCUUUUCGUCUCAUCCCAAACAUGUUCCAUGGGAUUAAUAUCUGGACUGCGAGCAGGCCAAACUAAUCGUGUGAUUUGAACCUCAUCAAGAUACUCAGUAACAGUAACUAUUCGAGCAGUGUGGGGACAUACAAUAUCAUGCAUAAAUGUUGCGUCGUCUUCAAUAAUAACCAUAAACGAUAUAACAUGCUUUUCUAAAACAUAUGCGUAGUCAAUGUCCCAUUCCCGAUAAACUCCAUCCUGUAUUGCCCAGGCUAAGUGUUCUCGGGCAAAAUUUCAUCUGGCAAUUCGGUAUUCACGGGAAAGCGGCGGCGAAGUUAUUUUAGUUUAAGAAGAAACACAAACAGCAUGACGUCUCCUCCUAACUGUCCAUUCACUUACGUUUAUAUUUCUCACUUCUUGCAGAUGAUUUCAAAGAGAAACUGCCAUGACUGUUCGGUUUCUCAAAGCACUAGAAAGGACAAAGCUGUCAUCUCUGUUGUAAUUAUGCCUCAACCUGAACCAGGUCUUCGAAUAAUGAGACCAGUCUCUUCAUACCUUCAUACUCGUUGCACACUUUAGAGGCUUACACCAACGUUUCCGUGGCCGUGGCCAUGUUCUAACGCCGUCACAACAGAACCUAUGCUCAUAUUGCAAUACACUGACAGUGACAACACUACACAAACAAUUUUACAAUUGGUUAAAACCACAGAAACAAAUACUAUGCUAAUAAUGGUUUUUAGGAAUUAGGGUAAGGGGCCUAAUAUCAAAGCCUUUAUCUCCAAUACUUAUCAAAACAGCAACAGCAAUAAUUUUUUUCAAGCAAUCCAAGAGUAAACUAUGUUACAACCGAAAAUAGAUAAAUAAUAAUAAUAAUAAUUUCUAAAAUAAAUUCAAUUUACGGGAUUACCUUAAUUAUAUGCUCGACAGUGAUACAUUUUUUCUCUUACAUCUUUCAGGUUUGAUAUUUCGAGUUCAUUUGUAUCUUCCCUGUUUUAUAGAUAUAUUCAUAACAUCUAAGGCUCGAUGCUGGUGGUUUGGCAGUACGUGAGUUGAAUUUAUUCACUGCACACUUGAGUUGGGCCGCGGUGUGCAAACUGCUUGCAAGUGACUUGCAAGCCGCGUGGACCGAGAGCACGCCUGUUACUGCUACGCCUCCACGUGCACGCGGCUUGAAAACAAGUCAGGCGGUUUGGCAGUUUGUGCUGAGCAGUCAGUGAGUACACGUUGACCGCGCCAUGGAUUUCAACGUAGAUAGAGAGCUGUUUAUUUCUGGCGUGUAUUGACCCCGAUAAGCCGCUCAAAUGUGUGUUGACGAGUAACUUGGUUUGAAAACAAGCAGCGUGCACGCAAAUGUGCGUCGAUUCUCCAAGUUUCCCGUCAAUUUACAUUUCAGAGGUUUCUCGGCGUCAAUAUAAGCCAGAAAUAAACAGCUCUGUAUCUACGUUGAAAUCGAUCGUGCGAUCAACGUGUACUGAACGAUUGCCCAGCACAGUCUGCCAAACCGCCCGACUUGUUUUCAAGCGGCGUAGCAGAAACUGGCGUGCUCUUGGUCCACGCGGCCUGCAAGUCACUUGCAAGCAGCUUGUACGCCGCGGCUCGCUCGAGUACGCAGUGAAUAAAUUUAACUCAUGUACUGCUGAACCGUUAGCGAUCGCACGUAGCUUGCUCGCAGCAUGCACGCAGCUUGAGAACACACAAGUGUGCAUCGAGUCUCAGAUGUUUGUCUCUCGUAUGUGGGCACCGGUAAAAUUUACAUUACAUCCAUGUAUAGAAAUCGAAAAAUUUGCACUUCCUUGUCUAUAAAAUGUUCUUUUUUAUUUAAAGUUUGGUUUCCUUUCAUUAAAAGUGGCUAUCAACUUUGCUAUUUUUAAAGAAACACCCUAUUCUACAUGCCAGACAUCAAAAAUUGAUAUUCUUUUAGUUAGGUUAUCCACCCUAAUCAUCUAACUUCAAAAUUUUUGUCAAAAUCUUAUCUUUGUUAAAUGUUUUGAAAAAAUAUUGAAAUACUCAACUAAAAUCAAUUUUUGAUAUCCUUAUACAAAAUAUCAUAAAUAUACGCUAAAUCAACUUACAAUAAUAUUAGUUUUAAUAGAGGAUCCGACAUAAGGUCGAUCGGCACCGAUCUGCUUAAUGGAUAAAAAUUAUUGGAUUAUGUAAUUUAGUAUGUUAACAAUUUAUAAAAAACAAAGGGAGCCCGAUCUAAUUUUGUUCUGACUGUAAUUAAUUAAUAAUUAAAAAAAUACUUUUUUUAUAAUUUAAAAAAAAUUCUACCCUGGCAGGUAUUAUUUCAUUUUUUGAAGUUAUACUUCUUUAGACGCGAUUGAGAGUACAUUUUUAUUAUUCUGGGCGCAUGCGCACACAGACAGUAUGAAGUUCGUUGCUAACCUUUCAAGUUAUGUAUGUAUCAGUGCAAAUAAUAAGGUAUGAAAAGAAUAUAUUAGUGUCUUCAGUAAAUAUAUUAUUUAUUAUAAUUUUUGUGUCUUUGGAUUUGUCUUCCUUGGGAGUAAGAUAAUAAGUAUCUAUUAUAACAUCUUUAUACUUCACUUGAUCUAUUUGUCACCGUGAUUUGUAAUUAUGUCCGAGAUGUCACGUAAACAGAGCGAUGAUAGCUUCGUUCGUAGAGCAUUCGACGACAGAUCGAGAGGUCCCGGGUUCGAAUCCGGACGAUUCAUAUUCUUUUUCUUUAAUUUUUGGUAUUGUUUUAAUAAAAAUUUUUUGAAAGGGCUAGGUAAGCAUUACAAUGAGUGUAAUAUUUAAAUAAAAUACAAAUAAACAGUUUAGUAGAUUUCGUUGAAAUUAUAUAAUAGAAGUGUAACUUCUUACGUGCGUACAAAGUACACACACAUUCUUUUUUUAUCAUUCUAUUAAAAGGUCUUCUGUAGAUUUUCUCUUAAGUUGAUCGUUUUCGAGUUAUAAACAAUUUAAAAACUGAAAAAAGAAUGAAAGAUGACGAUUUUCAAGGCUCAAAAGUAUAAGUAAAAAAUAUUAUUUUUGUAAUCAUCAAGUACCUAAAUUUAAGUUUAAACCUUUUUCUAUAAGGUGCUGGUAAGAAUUUUUGACAUGUUUUAUUCUAAAAUAUAUUUUUUCAAUUGUUAAUGUGGAAGAUUCUCUAUGGGAUCGUGCUGCAUUAACAACUAAAUAACAAUGUUUUAAAUGAAAUAAGUCCAAAAUACUUAUCAAAAACUGAUAGAAUCAGGUUUGAACUUGAAUUAAAGUACUUCAUAAUUUCAAAAAUGAUAUUUUUUACUUAUGUGUUUGAGCCUUGAAAUCGUCAUCUUUUGUUCUUUUUUCAGUUUUAAAUUGUUUAUAACUCAAAAACGAUCAACUUAAGAGAAGAAUUACAAACAACCUUUUUUGUUUGGAAUGAUCCAAAAAAUCUAAAAUAAUACCUGCCGUAUCGAAUUGUUGUUAUUAAUAAAAAAAUCAUUUUUUUAAUUAUAUUAAUUAAUUAUAGUCAGAACAAAAUUAGAACUGACACCACUUGUUUUUAUAAUUGUUAACAUACUAAAUUAUAUAUCCAAUAUUUUUUAUCCAUUAAACAGAUGGGUGCCAAUCGACCUUAUAUCAUUUCUUAGACUAUUUGUUUCAUUAAACAUAUCAAAGUUGAUCAGCUAUAGCCUAUAGCUAUAGUAUACGGAAGAACAAAUUUCAGAUUUAAAAUCAGAUUAUUUUCAGAAAUAAGUCUAAUAUCCAAAUCUAUCGUUAUAUAUCUAUCAUUAUACGUCAUCGUGUAGAGUUGAACUAAAGUAAUACGAUUUCCUAAGUUUUACUGAUAUGAAGUCAGUUUUUAUAACUUUUAAGUGCAUUUCCAAGCCUUUCCUUCCUUUAUAGCUAUUUAUUGCAGUUUGUCCUCAGUAUUACUGUACAUUUUGGUUUUUGUAUUAACGAUGUCUCAUUAUGUUUUUAAAUUACUGUAUUGUAAGAAUGUUUCUAUAAAAUUUAGAUCAAAAUAUGGCAUAUUAUUGCCUCUUCUUAUAUGGUCAUUAGACUGAUUAACUAUGUUUACCAGGCUGAGAAUUUAUGUACAUUGAAAAAGUAAAAAAAGUUAUUAUUUAUAGUUAUUGACACGACAUUUACAGAGAUAUGUCUUAUUCUUGUUUGAGAUUUUUAGCUUAAGUUUUAAUUUUAAUUGACUCUCUAAUUUUAAUUGCUUAUUUUAUAAAUUAUGUCAGAAAUUAUUAUUUAAUUAAUGCAUUUAAAUUAAUUUUCAGAACAUUUCCAAUUAAAUAAAAGUAAGUUAUAUGGUACGUCUAGAAAAUAUGUAAAACAAUAAUUAUUUAUUUAAUCCUAUUUUUAUGUAAAAAAUACUUAUCUUACUUGCUAAUGCAUUCAUUUAAAAUAUUACAGUAGCCUCUUGUAUCAACUGUGUAGCUGAGUUACACCACGUAGUAAAAUCCCGCGUUCUUCUUCUUCCUCUUUUGGCCUCAUAAUCCUGGAUGGGUCUUUGCCUGUCUGGCUAACUCUUUCCAUUCAGACUUCUCUUGUGCUCUUCUUCUCCGUUGUCUUACAUUCAGUCUAGUUUUUAGGUCGUCUUUCACGUUAUGCAACCAUUUCUUUCUGGGCCUUCCUUUUUUUGUCUUCCUGUCGGCUUCCAUUGUAAGAUUUUCGUUGUUAUUUUUCUACCUUCUUAUCUAUAGGCAUGUCCGAGAAAUGGUAGUCGUUAACUUUUCGCAAACAGGGCCCCCGCUACCAUAUGUGCAAAGUGUGCAGUGCACACGGGCGCCGUCCUGUAGGGGCGCCAAAACCGACGGUCAAAAAGUGCAAAAAUAUUUACAAAAAAAAAUAAAAGCGCAAAAAUUAAUUUUAAAAUAAAAGUUGAGAAAUUAAAUAGUUCAGUUUUAUUUUGUUUGGAUCUUGGAUGACAUUUUUAGUCUUUCUAUAAACAUAAAAUAAAAAAUCCCGCUAUAAAAAUAACAAACACCCAACUGUAGAUAAGAAAUACCUAACUAUGCGCUGAUUUCGUGGAAAAAUUCCAAACACAUUGGUUGAGCAAUAGUGUGUGGGCGAUAAUUCUAUCUCAUCGAUAAGCGAACGAUUCUGCGGCGCUUAAAUGAUGAAUCGACAAUAUUUGAAAAUCGCCUACCUAUCAAAUAACUAAUUAGACCGGACUGUAUCGUCGCCCCCUUUGCGAAAUUAUUCCGUUUCGAUUUUUUUGCACAAACUAACUCAAAAAGAGGUCCUAAUAACAAAUUCACAGGGUGCCGUGGACGAAAAAUUGUUUUUUUUUUAAACAAAUUCACAAAAUAAUUUUUCAUUUCGAACAAAUUUUUUUAGUUGGGUCCUUCUGAGUAAAAAAGGUCUGUUGUCAUUUUUCACUCAAAUUGAUUUUUGUCGAGUUAUAUGCAAUUUAAAAUUAAAAAAAUGCGAAAAUGACCAUUUUCAAGGCUUAAUAACUCAAUUAAAAAUUAUUAUUAUGAAAGUCAAAAAGCGGCCAAGUCAAAGUUUAAAACCCCUCCUUCAACAUUCUGAAGAAAUUUUUGUCAUUAUUUUAUUACAAAGCUGUUGUUUUUAAUUAUUAACAAAUAGCGCUAUAGUCCAGGCUGUAUGGUUGCCCAAGUUAGCAAAUUAUUUCGAUUAGAUUUCUUUGCAAAAACUUACUCAAAAAAGGUCCUAUAACAAAUCCACAGGGUUCCAGGCGGUUUCUUGGUCGAAAAAUUGUUUAAACAAUUUAUUUUAAACAAAUUCACAAAAAUAAUUUUUUUACUUUGAACAAUUUUUUUUUAGAUAAUUUGGGUCAUUUUGAGCAAAAAAGGUAUCUUGUGAUUUUUCUCUAGAAUUGAUUGUUGUCGAGUUAUAUGGCCAUUUUCGUAUUUUUCAAAUCUUAAAUCGCGUAUAACUCUACAACAAUCCAUUUUAGAGAAAAAUGACAAGGGACCUUUUUUACUCAGAAUGACCCAAGUUAUCUAAAAAAAAAUUGUUCGAAAUAAAUUUUUUUUGUGAAUUUGUUUAAAAAAAAUGUUGAAAUUUUGGCACCCUGUGGAUUGAAGCUAGGACAAAUAAUCCCGAAAAAAAAUCCCCACAAACUAUCCCUGGACAAAAAAUCUCCAGACAAAAAAAUCCCCGAACGAAUAAUCCCCGGACAAAUAAUCCCCGGACAAAAAAUCCCGGACAAAUAAUCCCUACAAAUAUUUUUGGAUAAAAUAUCCCCACAAAAAAUCCCGGACAAACAAAUUUUACGUGACAAAAAAGUGUGAGUUUUUUCAAAAAUCGUGGGAGAGACUGAUAUGGGGAAUGAGCUAAGGCUGUGGGAAUCAUGUUGUAAUUAUUGGAUUAAAUCUUUUGCUCACUCUGUUUUGAAUAAGUAUGUCCAGUACAUUGCAUAUUCUUGAUGAUAACUGCUGGUGUUGAUAACGAUAAUCUUGAUUGUAAUCCAAAAAACCUGUUCCUUUUUGUACAUUUAGCGUCAAAAAUAUUUAGUCAUCAUCAUCAUCAAUGUCGUUAUAACUCUUGGAGAGUCUUUGCCGCGUUUAUUAUUGCCUUCCAUGUUUGUCGGUCCUAUGCCACUCUUUCCCAUUGUCUCACUCCCAUUUUCUCCAAAUCUCCUCUGACUGCAUCUUUCCACCUUUUUCUAGGCCGUCCUACAGACCUUCUCCCAUCUGGCCUCUUCCCGAGUAGCUAUGUCUGGUCUGAUUUUUGGAUAAAUUUUUGGCAUGACAUAUUCUAAGGCCAGAUUAAACAACAAUGCUGACAACGGAUCUCCCUGUCUCAGUCCAGAAUUUACGCAGAAACCGUUUGAUAUUAUUCCCACUAUUCUAACUUGUACAAAGGAGUUACUUAGAUGCAUUUGCGUUACAGCAGUUAGUUUCUUCUGUACGCCCAACUCGGCUAUUUUGGUCGAGCUGGAUGUACGUAAAAAUUGUAUUCCAUGUAGUGUUGGACGAUUAAUGUAAAAUUUGAAGAUUUCGACAUGGAAUUGGAAUUCGAAAUUUAGUAAAAUUUCGGAAAAACAUUUAGAGAAUUAUCCGGCAACAAAUAAUUCGUGGGGAUUUUUUGUCCGGGAUUUUUUGUGGUGAUAUUUUGUCCAAAAAAAAUUGUGGGGAAUAUUUGUCCGGGUUUUUUUGUGGGAAUUUUUUGUCCGGGGAUUAUUUGUCCGGGGAUUUUUUGUCCAGGGAUAAUUUGUGGGGAUUUUUUGUCUGGGAUUAUUGGUCCGGGGAUUAUUUGUUCGGACCCCAAAAAAAUAAAUAAAAAAAAAUUAUCAAAAUACCUAUGCCCAUGAAAUGACAAGGGGCGCCAAAAUCCUUUUUUGCACACAGGCGCCAGUAGUUCUUACGGGGGCCCUGUUCGCAAAUAUUACCAUAUCGUACCCUUUAUUUAAUUCAUUAAUUUCGUCGUUUCUUCUUAUUUUCCAUAUGCUAUUUUCCUCUUGCAUCGGGCCAUACACUUUUCUAAGUAUCUUUCUUUUAAAUGUCUUGAGUUAGGCUUCAUCUUUUUUGUCAUUACUAAGGUUUCACAACCAUAGUUUACUACGCGUCUAAUCAAUAUUCUGUAGAUAGUCAUUUUUGUUCUUUUGUCUAAUAAUUUCUUCUUCUUCUUCUUCUCCUUUUAUAUAGGCAAUACUGCCUGUUUUUCUUCAACGGUGCCUUUCAUUCUGCCUCUAAGUUGUCAUUCUAUCUUUUCCUUGGGCGUCCUAUACUUCUCCUGCCUAACGGUGACUUGUCCCUGGCUAUUCUUACUAUCCUUGAUUAAGACAUCUUGCUUUUUGCUCAUUCCACUCUUCUUUUCUGUUCUUUACCCAGGUAUUAUAUUGUCUACCCCACAUAUGCGUCUGAUUUCCCCACUUCUUACCCUAUCUUGUAGUCCUUUUCCAGCAAUCCUUCUUAUGAUCUUCAUUUCGUUGGUCUCCAGAUGUCUUCGUGUUUUGCUUGUAUCUGGUCUUGUUUCGGCCAUGUAAAUCAUAAUUGGCCCAAUAACUGACUUAUAUAUUCGGGCCUUUGUUUCCAAUCUUAGGUGUUUGUUUUUUCAAAUUGUGUCGUUUAGGCAUCCGGCCGUUCUACUGGAUUUAAUUAUUUGGUCUUUUACCUCUUCUUCGAUAUUGUUGUCGGCUUAUAGAUUAAUUCC
This is a messenger RNA of Diabrotica virgifera virgifera (western corn rootworm), 12157 nucleotides long. It is a transcript of the gene hrm, whose product is annotated as monocarboxylate transporter 13. The transcript is spliced from 3 exons. The coding region runs from base 569 to 2488 and encodes 639 amino acids. Lineage: Eukaryota; Metazoa; Arthropoda; Insecta; Coleoptera; Chrysomelidae. Gene Ontology annotation, biological process: transmembrane transport; monocarboxylic acid transport. Gene Ontology annotation, molecular function: monocarboxylic acid transmembrane transporter activity. The record is from RefSeq and is a predicted model, not a curated record.